This is a messenger RNA of Prunus avium (sweet cherry), 2591 nucleotides long. The record is from RefSeq and is a predicted model, not a curated record. NCBI's taxonomy places the organism in Eukaryota, Viridiplantae, Streptophyta, Magnoliopsida, Rosales, Rosaceae.
CUUAAGCAAGCCUCAUAAGCAUAAAUUCCCCUUGCUGCCCCUGCCCUGUCCCUCGCGCUCACACUCACACAGCUGCUUACAGGUUCUCACUUUCCCAAUUGGGUGAUGCUUUCUUUCGUUAAAGUUGGAGACUUGAGAUUGUAAUGUCAUCUUUGCACUACAAAUAUAUAAUUUGCAGUUUGCCCAGUUGAGGUUGAGUUGUUUUGUUUGAAGAUAUGAUAGUGUGGGCACUUUUAACAUCAGUAGGAAUCAAUCUUGGUCUUUGUCUCCUCUUCUUCACUCUAUAUUCUGUAUUGAGGAAGCAACCCAGUAAUCUUGAAGUCUAUGCACCACGCUUGGUUGCUGCUAAAGAAGGAUCUGAGCAAAAAAAUGGUUUCAAUUUCGAGAGGCUGUUACCAACUGCAGGUUGGGUGAAAAGGGCAUGGCAGCCCUCUGAAGAUGAGUUUAUGUCGGCCACCAGCUUCGAUGCUGUGGUCUUCAUUCGCAUUUUUAUCUUCAGUAUGAGAGUAUUUGGCUUUGCUGGGAUUGUUGGGGUUGUCAUUCUUCUUCCAAUAAAUUAUCUGGGGAGUCAGCUAGAUGCGGAUUCUUCGGAUUUGGCCAACAAGUCUUUGGACUCCUUCAGUAUUUCAAAUGUCAAUGAUGGCUCAAAAUGGUUAUGGGUUCACUUUUGUGCAGUAUACAUUUUCAGUGGAGUUGUCUGCUAUCUUCUUUAUUAUGAGUAUAGCUAUAUCUCAUCAAAAAGAAUUGCUCACUACUAUUCAUCCAAACCUCAGCCUCAUCAGUUUACAAUAUUAGUUCGUGGUAUUCCUGUCUCAUCUGGGAGCAGCUGCAGUGAAACUGUUGAGAAAUUUUUUACAGAGUAUUAUCCUUCUACUUAUCUUUCACAUUCAGUGGUUCGCCGAACCAACAAACUUCAACAUCUCACUAGUGAUGCUAAAAAGCUACACAGAAGGCUUGCGCAUCUGAAAUCGGAAACUAAUCCCCAGCGAAGAUCCAUACGUGAUGGAUUUUGUGGGCUUUUUGGACACAAAGUUAAUGUUUUAGAUCACUAUGGAAAGAAAUUGGAAACUUUAGAAGAUAAUGUGAGAAUGGAGCAAUUGUCAGUGGCAGGAAAGGAAGUUCCAGCUGCCUUUGUGUCACUUAAGUCCCGGCUUGGCGCUGCGAUAGCUUUACACAUUCAACAAGGAACAAAUCCCACGGAAUGGGUCACCGAGAGGGCUCCGGAGCCUCAAGAUGUUCACUGGCCCUUCUUUUCUUCAUCUUUUAUAAAAAUAUGGAUCUCUAAGCUGCUGGUGGUGGUUGCAUACGCUGCUGUUACAAUUCUAUUCCUCAUUCCAGUUGUAAUAGUGCAAGGCCUUACUAAUCUUGAACAGUUGGAAACGUAUUUUCCUUUUCUGGAAAGCAUACUGAACCUAACAGUUGUCAGUGAAGUCAUAACAGGAUAUCUUCCAAGUCUUAUUCUUCAGAUGUUCAUUGCUUUAGUGCCACCCAUCAUGAUAAUGUUGUCAUCCAUGGAAGGUUGCAUCUCUUUCAGUCAGAUAGAAAAAAGUGCAUGCACCAAGAUGUUGUGCUUUACUAUAUGGAACAUUUUCUUGGCAAAUGCACUAUCAGGAACAGUUCUCUAUCGGUUUGAUAUCUUUCUUGAUCCCAAAGAGAUUCCGGGGAUCCUUGCUGAUGCUGUUCCAGCACAGGCAUCAUUCUUCAUUGCAUAUGUUGUGACAUCUGGAUGGACCAGUCUUCUAUCCUCAGUACUCUUCCGUCUGAAGCCCCUGAUUUGCAGUAUUAUAAAAAGACCAUUUUCAGGAAAAGAUAGUGAUGAAUUGGAGGUUCCUUCAAUUCCAUACCAUAGUCACAUUCCUAAAGUUCUGUUUUUUGGACUCCUUGGAAUAACAUACUUCUUCCUAGCUCCACUGAUUCUCCCCUUCCUUUUGAUUUACUGUUGUCUGGGAUACAUAAUCUACCGUAACCAGCUGCUAAAUGUAUAUGCACCCAAGUAUGAAACUGGUGGAAGAUUUUGGCCAACUGUGCACAACUCGACAAUUUUUUCCUUGGUACUGAUGCACAUUAUUGCAAUUGGAAUAUUUGGGCUGAAGAAUCUUUCCUUAGCUUCUAGUUUGAUUGUCCCUCUUCCAAUUCUCACACUUCUUUUUAACGAGUACUGCCGUAAACGAUUUCUACCAAUAUUCGAAGACUACCCUCUUGAGUGUUUGAUAAAGAAAGAUAGAGAAGAUCAGAAUGAUCCGACAAUAGCUGUGUUUUAUAAUAAGUUAAGCACUGCAUAUGAGGAUCCAGCUCUGAUGCCAAUUCGACAUCCAAGAAGCACUGAUGACCAUAACUCACCCCUUCUUCAAGCUGGAGUCUGAAGUCAGCAGUUUGUCUUCUUACACUAAAAAAACUUACCUGUUUGUCAAUGAAACUCUCUCAAUAAUUUGUGAUGCUUGUGGAAAGAAAGAAAGCUUGUGCCGCUAAUACCGGGACAAAUUUUCGGCUAAAACUUAAGAUAAGAUUGUGUGUCUGUAAAGUCAUAUUCUGUAUUCAUGUAAAAUGUAAAGUAUAUGAUCUUUGAGUUAAGUUUGUGUUGGUCAUUCUCA